UCUGGAUUGUCUCUAAGACUUCCAAGGGUGCAGAUCAUCGGAGAAAACUGUCAGUGUGUGAGAAGCUUCCUGUUUUGGGGGAGGAAUUUGAAUGUGUAUUUGUUAUUGUGAAAGAAUGGUCAACUUUUAUUUUUGUGGCUUCCCAUAAAUGAUGAGAGAAUGGGCCAUGGUGUGUAAGAAGUAAGUUCUGAUUUUUAUUUUUGUUUUCCUCAAAUGUGUAACUGUUGUUUAGAGCUGACAGAAGAGAAUAUACUGUCAUGGAAUUGUCUGAGACCCUCUUAUCUUGUGCGUUUUGAAACAACCACAUAAAGUUAGUAAAAGAAUGUCCUGAGUAUUUGUUAUAUUAUUUACAUUUUUAAAUACAUUAAAAAUGUAUUUAAUCUAAAGCCUAAAUACAUUAGGACAUGUUUUUCUUCCUCUUAGAUGUCAGUACUCAGCUGGAAAGUAUUGUGUUGUAGUCUUCCUGCUGUUGAGUUCAGUCUUUUUUGCCUGCUUGCUCCAGUGCAUGCAGGAAAAUUACUUUCCUUGUCCAAUACCUUGCCAUCGCCUUUACAAGCUAUGUAGCUAAGAUCUCUUCUAGUACUUGUUCCAGAUCUUGUGGGCUGUGAUCUGUGUAUCAGAAGGCUCCCACACUUCUACAGGACUGGAUUAACUUCUAGGAUGAUUCUUGGCUGAGUGACAUGAACCUUAUGGAAGUAUCUAUUUGAUACUUGGAAUUUUAGGGGAAGAGUAUUUAAGAUCCUGAUGUUCAGUUGUAGGCAGUGUCUGGAAAUACCGCAUAUUUUUAUAUUGUAGCUGUCCACUUGUGGUUUUGCUUGUUAUAACUUGAUUUGUAAGUAAACAUUUUUAUUUCUUUUAUACUGCAGAAAUAGCAAGAUUUGAGGAGUUUUGAGUGAAUAAAAAAUUAAUCUGUUCCUAAGUGUCUGGUUUUUAGUCUGAAAAAUUGCUCUACAGCUGACAUUGCAGUUCUCCACAGUUGUAAAUCUAAAUUAAAUUUAUUCAAGAGGUGCAUAAACGCAGCAAAAUCAGGAGGGACCAGAUCAGAAGCUGUGCUGUGCUCUAAGACAGGAAAUCGAUGAGAAAUUACUUGAGAGCAUCUGGUCCCUUUUCUGAGGACUUGCGCAUUUCUGUUAGGCAUUUUAAAGGCUGUUUAGUAGAGGAUUAUGUGUCCGUAGGCUGUAUGUAACCUGAUUCUGCCACCUGCUUUUCCCGAGGACCCUUUAUGAGGAGGCUGUGGCAGAGUAAGUUGUUUUGGUGGCAGCAGCAAUCUUGUUCCUAGAGGCUGUCAAGAAAACAUGCCAAGGACGGGUCGUAUUGGCUGUUCAUCUUGGAAACUGCACUGUAUUCCCAGCCAUAGCUGUUCCUGGGUCAGCUCUGAAAUGGAGGGGAACCGGAAGUAAAUAAAUUCCCGUUCAGAGUAACUGACUUUUCCAGGAGGCUAUGAAACUAGAGACCAGUUGUCUUGUGUGGUACAUUGCUUGUGUAAACUUGAGCGCUUCUGGACUUUAAUUUCCUAGGGGUUCGUUCUUUGAGCGCUUCACAGAGCAGUCUGAGUCAUGCUCCUUCCAACAUAAUUUUUUUUCUAACACUACAAAACUUGUUCUUCAUGCAAUUGCACAAUUCAAAAGAAAAUCUGUGGAGCAGAAUUUGCUUGCCAUCAGCCCAAGUAGAGUCUUGAAUGGUCCCUUAGGUGGGAGAGAGGUUGUUGGUGCGGGAUGUUAUUGCUAUCAUCCCUGCACUCUCUUGUUCUCAGAGUGUAGUGUCAGAAAACCUGUUGAAGCUCUCUUGAGUGGAUUCCAGGCUCUAGAUGCAGAGGGUACAGAGAGAUCUGCCUGACAUCUCGUCACACGCAUGAACUCUGGAGAGGGCAUGUUUCCAGCAUUUCCUGCUCAGUUAAUAGGUUGCUCAGUCUUCAUUGCAAGAUACAUGACUGUCCUUGUCUGCAGUGCAGGCUUCUAGGUUAUAUUUAGGAGUCAAGUACCUGAAAAUAAGAAAAUGAUAGCUGAAUUUUAAAUACGUAUAUGAGUUUAUAUUGUAGUCAUUCCUAAAUGUGACUCUCUAUAAAACUAUCUGUACCAGAGUGUUGCAGAAGCCUCUUGAAGAAAUGCAGGAGGGAACCUCUGGGGCGAAAGAAGGUGCUCUUGAUCCAGAUAGCACUAUUCUGCUUGCUGAACUCCACUGAGAAAUGGGACUGAGUCUUGCUGGGAUGGACCCUUAGGGAUAAGGGGCACUAGUUCAAGCUCACCAUGCAUCUCUCUCCACUUAAUAGCUCGGUCUAAACACUUUGGAAGAAUUCCCUGUGUGGAAUCAGUGAGCUGUUGCUUGGACUAUGACUAGAUUUAGUGCAUUGAGAUUGAGGAUGACCGAGUAUCUGACAGCCCCUCUGGGUUUGAAUGGGGGGCUCGUUCCUUCCCCUCAUAUAGUACUAAAGUUAAAUAUGUACUAAAUAUUGCUUGCUGUAUGGAAUUUCUUAUUAAACUUGAACUGAUAAAGGGCGUGGCUUUGGGGAAACAGGUGGUUUUUUCCAGGAAGUCUUAAGCUUUCCUAUGUUUUUGAUUUGCAGAAGUGAAAAGUAUUGUAAUGAGUAUUUUUUUCCAAAUGCGUUCAAUGCUCUUCUACAACUUCUUGAUAUUUAGUCAGUGCUUAGGAAGGUUUUGGUUGUUUCUCCUCUUUCCUCCUUGUAGUCCAGGCUCUGCUUGGCUAACAGCUCCCCUAAUUUGCUGUGUUCUUACCUGGCUAAGGUAGAUGCCAACUAAAUCUGCAUUUUUUUGGUUAUAUAGCUCUCCUGCUAUUGCUGCUCUGAAAGCAGCAGGAAAGACUGAAGAGCAAAGCAGGAGGGUAUAAAACAUAUUCUAUUUUUAGGACAAGAUUGGUUUAUCUUGUAUUUGUCCUAGCCAGGGGGAUAAUGUUUCCAGAGACUUCACAUGAAUAAGGCCUGAGUUAAUUUUAACUGCCUCGCAGUCAACAAGCAUGGAGCCUGCACAAGAACCGGAGGAGCUGGGACCUCAGACUGAAGUGAUUGCAGACACAGUUCUUGAGGUUGGAGAAAGACUCUUUCAGGUCAACCGUAGGGUGCUUUCAGUACACAGUCGUUAUUUUGAAGCCAUGUUUUUUGGGGGGGCAAGAGAGAGCUCUGAACAGCACAUAGUGAUCAGAGAGAUUGAUGCAGUGCCUUUUCAGGCGCUACUUGAGUUCGCUCGCACAGCCCACGUGCUUAUAGAUCAAGAAAAUGUGACCAGCUUACUGGAAACAGCUGAUUUUUUUCAGUUUGACAGGGUGAAACUGUUGUGUGAGAGAUUUCUGGAGAGAGAGCUGCAUGUUUCCAACUGCCUGGGCCUGAUGACCUACGCGCAGCACUUUGCCUUUAUAGAGCUCUAUGCGUCCGCUAUGAACGUGGCUCUCACUCACUGGGGGGAUGUGAUGUGCCAGGAAGAAUUUAAGGCAUUACCCAAAGAAAUGCUGAUGCAACUCCUAAAAAGCGAUGACCUCUUCGUUUCGCGAGAAGAUGUGGUUUUUGACAGUAUUAUGAGGUGGAUAAUGGAGGACCCAGCAACGAGAGAGGAAGACUUUCUGGAUUUGGUGGGUGAAGUCAGGGUCAGUUUUCUGAGUUUGUCCUUCCUCGAUAUCUUGGUGAAACGCAGCAAGCGCCCUGGAGAGACAGAUACCUUUUCCAGACUGAUAAAGAAGUUAGACAGCUGUCCUCCACCCAGCUGGCAAAAUAUGGAACUGUGUCCUUAUGCUGGUCGGAGCUAUGACACCUUAUAUGUCCUGGGAGGAAAGCAUGACAAGGAACAGCAAGAAUUAUUUCUCUUUCAACCUAAAACGGGGACCUGGCAGUCUUGUUCUCCACUGCAGCGCAGGAACCUCACCCAAUACGCAGUGGCAGCAGUAGGGAGCUUCCUUUUUGUCACAGGAGGAUAUUUCCGGGAUGAGUUCGUGUGGUAUAGCGUGGAUUGGGUGCUUAUCUACAAUUGCUUGGACAAUAGCUGGCUGGAAGGGCCUGCCAUGAAGAAGUCCCGCAACAGCCAUUGUGCAGUAGGAGCCGGGCUCUACCUGUACGUACUUGGAGGGAGCACAGAUGAAGGGAUCAUCUCAGCAGUGGAGCGCAUGGCUUUGAUGGACUCGGAAUGGGAAAGCAUGAGUCCUAUGGCUCAACCUGUGGAGAGAGGAGAUGCGGUCAGUGUGGGAACCAGGAUCUAUGUGGUCUGUGGCCUGGAUGAAAAUGGACAUGUAUAUGAUGGAGUGCAAAGGCUGAACACAGAGACGGACAGCUGGGAUGUCAUCUCAUUCUCCCCGCUUCCAAGGUAUGACCUCUGCAUCACGUCACUGAACGGUGCUCUGUACACCAUAGGAGGGGGAGCUUUUCGAUUUGAUGUGGAGACAGAUGAAUGGACCCAGGUGGACGAGGAGUGCUUUACCAAGAAGUUCUUCAUGGGAUGCAGCACUGUGAAUGGACGAAUUUAUCUCCUUGGACAGAGGAAGGGGAACAGUGCCCUCCCUGUUGUAGUCCUCUUUGAUCCCUACAUUGAUAUGUGCCAGGUCAUAGAUAGCAAACUCCCUUGUCCCCUUCCUAUUCAUGGGUGUGUUUCUGUGCGAAGGUUUGAUACGUGGCCAUGAGCGAUGCCAGAUCCAGCAUAACCAAAAAGUAACGUGCUUUACAGCUGAUGGGAGUUAGAUUACAUCGUUUGGUCUGUGAAUUUUUUUAAUUUUGAAAGUAGGUCUGUUCCUUUGUAACUUUGUCAUCUUUUUUUUAUUUCUACCUGGCAAAUGAACUUGAAGCAAAACCCAGUGAAACCUUGGUGUCUACACAAAGGUUCCACGUCACUGGAAACAGCGGUUGGCAUUGUUAUGGUACAACUCCUCAGGGCUGAUGCUAAAUAAAGGGCUGCUCUGACCUUUAA
Grus americana (Whooping crane) is the source of this 4901-nucleotide messenger RNA. It is a transcript of the gene LSM7, whose product is annotated as LSM7 homolog, U6 small nuclear RNA and mRNA degradation associated. Gene Ontology annotation, molecular function: RNA binding; protein binding. The transcript has 3 exons. Bases 2971 to 4617 code for a protein of 548 amino acids. The record is from RefSeq and is a predicted model, not a curated record. NCBI's taxonomy places the organism in Eukaryota, Metazoa, Chordata, Aves, Gruiformes, Gruidae. Gene Ontology annotation, cellular component: U12-type spliceosomal complex; catalytic step 2 spliceosome; U2-type prespliceosome. Gene Ontology annotation, biological process: mRNA splicing, via spliceosome; nuclear-transcribed mRNA catabolic process.